CACUGGGCGGAAGUUAGUAGCGUUUGGUUUCCAACAGCAACGCCAAGGGGAAGACGACACCAAUGUUUAAUCACCAGGGCCUGCAUUAAUUAAAUAACUAGUGAAUACACAAUUACUUCGCGUGGAAGGCAGCUUGUAUGACAGAUACUUAUAUUUAAAGUUUAAUCAUGUUGGGAAAUAAGGCUGCCACCACAAUUGGACCCGAAUCGUGGAGAAAUUCAACUCUGAAAGGAAUUAAACUAUCACAAACCAUAGUUCAGAAGAGUGAUAAAAGUUGUGAUGUUGGUAGAUCACUGGACCCUCUUCCACACCUUAGAGACACUGUUGCACAACUAAGUAAUGAUGAGAUUCACAGGUAUACAAGAGAAGUAAGGGUUAUUGUUGCUAAACUCCGUGAAAGUUUACUGGACACAAAUGAAGAAAUAAAAGCCCUGACUAGGGGUAAAGAGGCUUUGGAAAAGGCAUUGGAACACACAAGAAAAGAUAUUGCUCUGAAUAAAGACAGCCAAGAAGUCAGGGUAUCUAGACCAGCCAGAGAGAGGGAACAUGAUGGUGCUGAUGAUUUGUUGAAUGCAGAACGUGCCCAUUUAUUGAACUGUAAAAAAGCUCUUGAGGCCCAGCUUCGCUCUGUUCAGCAGCAACUUCAGGUUUUAGAUGCAGCCAGACGUCGCCUAUUUAAUGUUUUGAAUGAGAGAUCCCGUGUGAUGGACCUGCUGAAUCACUCCCUCUCCUCUGCCAGUGCUGGAAGCCAGAGUGCUCCCACAGGAUUAGGGAGGAGUCGUACCUCCAUGGAUGGUCGACUCUCUAGGUUAAAUGACCUGUCAGGUAAACUUGGAUUCAUGUCUCUAGGUCAGCCAGACCCCCUUGGGCCAUACACUCCUGAGGCUGACCAAGCCCUUGUGGAUGCCCAGGAGGCCCGGGCCCGCUCUGCUUACCUCAGACGUGAGUUGAAGGAUGCCAUAGAUAGAACUGAAAAACUACAGAAAGCUGCCCACAAGUCUGUUAAUGAUGGGCUUACACAGAAAGUGGCAGAAACCAUCACUCUCAAGCAACACCUUGGGGUUGGUCUGGGAGAGAAUCGUCAUGGUAUCCAUCGUGCCCAGAGAUGGUACGAUGCCACAGACAAGGCUAGAGGAUACACUAUGGGUCCAGUUGCAUAUUCUGAUAUUGCAACACGUGAGCGUUUGGAUCGUCCAAUGGUCAAGGUGUUCCAGAGACACCCAGGAACUCAAUUGCCUGAGGCUCAGGAAAUUAUCAGGAGUGGAGAUGGCCUGCUUCAAUCUCUGUCUGCCACAAGUCGCAACAUCGGUCUCCUGAAACUUUCACAACUCCGCCUCCGAAACGACAUCAAAGGAAAAGCCAUGGCUUCCUCCGUGGACGGCAGUAUCAUCCGCCUCCGUCGCAGAAAAUCGGACCAUCGAUGGACUCUGGGAGAGGCAUUCUAACAAUUGGGUUAUCUGAUUUCGAAAUUUUAUAUGAACUCUUGUGUCUUUAUGUCUUCAGCAAUCUUGUUGAUGCAAAUUACAGUAAUGUUUCAGUAUUUAAACUGAAAUUUAAGUUUCUAUGUCUGAUCAUGUGCACUAUAAAUUGAAUUUUUUAAAAAUUUUGAUAUUGUCUACAUAGCUUUUGUGACUUGGAAAGCAAGCACUUGAUGAUCGAGCCAGUGCAUUAGUAGUUUGAUAUGUUUUCAAUCUGGGUAAAUCUGUAUGUAAACAUAGUGAUCAUGUUUGCUUGAAGCAAUAAUAAAACAAUGUAGAAAUCAGUAUUAUAUAAAUGCAACAAGUUAUUUAUAAAAGCUUUUUUUUUUUGCAUGUACUCAAGAUAGAUUUUUGGUAGUUUACAUUUUAAUAGCUAGUGGUCUUCUCGUGUUUUGAAUUUCUAGGAGGAGAUUUAAUCAGCAUGUACAUUGUUUGAUUCCUGCAUAAGUCAGCGAUUUGGUAGUAUUGAAACAGAAUCUAUUUUUCACUGAGGAAAUGCUACUCAUCAGAGUAUUUUGAAACAGUAUUAUUAUAUAUUUUUAUGCAAAUUUUGCUCAACAUUGGUGCAUUAGUACCAGAGCUACAACUUCUGAUGGUUUGUCUACAAACCCCUGUCUACUGCUCUUUGUUGCUUUGUUUAGCAUCAAAAAUUCACUGUGAUACAUGUAUUUGUUUUUUUGUUUAUAUAUUUUAUAUAAUUGUUAAACAUAAUUUAUUGCAUUGCAUUUUCUUUUCUGCGUCACAUUAUAUUCUUAUAUGAUUAAGUAUUUAAUUCUUUUUUUGAGUGAAAUUACACAUUUGAUGGAAAUACUAGUAUACAAUUAAUUAACAUUUAAUUCUUUUACAGAAUUAACUUGUACAAACUCCAGAAAAAGCAUGACUUGCCAUUGUGUUUUCUAACACCAUUCUUUGCUUACGACCAUGUCAUUUCAUAUAUUCUAUAAAUAUGUUCAUUGUUGUUUAAAUAAAAAUAUGGAAAAGGUUUAAAAUCUAGCAGAGGUUGAACACAUCAUAAUUCUCACUGCACAGUAUUGUUAAUGUUUACAUGAGUGCUAUAAAAAAAAUGAUAAAAUUUCA
Molecule: messenger RNA, 2555 nt
Organism: Saccostrea echinata
Lineage: Eukaryota; Metazoa; Mollusca; Bivalvia; Ostreida; Ostreidae
Product: tektin-like protein 1
Exons: 7
Coding region: 168-1445 (425 amino acids)
Source: RefSeq, a predicted model, not a curated record